GUGUUUUCCCCAGUGAAACCGAAUCCUCCAGCUGUGGUGUCCCAGGCGCCGCCUCCCUCUGUGCCCCUGCCCGGCCCUGAGCAGCCUGUUGUGCUGUCUGCAGUCCUAACUAUUCUGCAGGUCACCAGCCCUGAAGAUGAAGUUUUGGCUGCUGCUCGGACUUCUGUUGCUACACGAAGCGCUGGAAGAUGUUGCUGGCCAACAUCUUCCUAAGAACAAGCGUCCAAAGGAGCAAGGAGAAAACAGAAUCAAGCCAACCAAUAAAAAGGCCAAACCCAAGAUUCCUAAGAUCAAGGACAGGGACUCAGGUGACACAACUGCAAAGAGCCAGUCCAUCAUGGUGCAAGCGAUGGACAACGGUCGCUUCCAGAGGCCUGCUGCCACAGUGAGUCUCACAGCAGGGCAAACUGUAGAGCUCCGAUGUAAGGGCAGCAGAGUGGAGUGGAGCUACCCUGCCUACCUGGACACCUUCAAGGACUCCCGCCUCACCGUGAAGCAGAAUGAACGCUAUGGGCAGUUGACUCUGGUCAACUCCACCGCAGCCGACACGGGUGAGUUCAGCUGCUGGGAGCGACUGUGCAAUGGCUACAUCUGCAGACGGGACGAAGCCAGAACAGGCUCCACCUACAUCUUCUUCACAGAGAAAGGAGAGCUGUUUGUGCCUUCUCCCAGUUACUUUGAUGUUGUCUACCUGAACCCGGACAGACAGGCCGUGGUUCCUUGUCGAGUGACAGCACCCGCAGCCAAAGUCACGCUCCACAGGGAGUUUCCCGCCAAAGAAAUCCCUGCCAACGGAACGGACAUUGUGUACGACAUGAAGAGAGGCUUCGUGUACCUUCAGCCUCAUUCCGAUCACCAGGGUGUGGUCUACUGCAAAGCGGAAGCCGGGGGCAAGUCUCAGAUCUCCGUUAAGUAUCAGCUGCUCUAUGUAGAGGUUCCCAGUGGCCCUCCAUCAACAACCAUCUUGGCCUCCUCCAACAAAGUGAGAGGCGGGGAUGACAUCAGCGUUCUCUGCACUGUCCUAGGAGAGCCUGAUGUUGAGGUAGAAUUCAGAUGGAUUUUUCCUGGGCAGAAGGACGAAAGGCCUGUGACCAUUCAAGACACCUGGAGACUGAUUCACAGAGGACUGGGUCACACCACAAGAAUCUCCCAGAGUGUCAUUACUGUUGAAGACUUUGAGACCAUUGAUGCGGGCUAUUACAUAUGCACAGCUCAGAAUCUCCGAGGACAGACCACAGUAGCUACUACUGUUGAGUUUUCCUGAUUUGGAAAAUGAAGAGUGGACCAGUAGGAUGCCCAUCUGCACACACAGCUUCUCGGUGCUUUAUAGAAGGCCAAGGGCCAACCCCUGCCAGAGGGUCAGACAGACAUCCAAAUGAAAAGGAAGUCAUUAGUCUAGUAUAAACUUUUCUAACAAAGUAUGUAUUUUGAUUCAGCCAUGUUUCUACUUUUUAUACCAAGAAAACAUGUCAACAACUUUGUAUCAGUCAUUUCUAUUAAAUGAGCAGGAUUUUAUAAAAA
Molecule: messenger RNA, 1521 nt
Organism: Grammomys surdaster
Lineage: Eukaryota; Metazoa; Chordata; Mammalia; Rodentia; Muridae
Gene: Pdgfrl
Product: platelet derived growth factor receptor like
Exons: 6
Coding region: 137-1264 (375 amino acids)
Source: RefSeq, a predicted model, not a curated record